UCGUAUCGUGCCGUGUGUACUAAACUUUAUCUUAGGACUUGGGUGUGCUGUGUGGAAUGUGAACUCUGACUUGAUUAUGUGUGAACCUUUAUCGAUAUAGCUACGUAGUCGUAUAGAUAUUAGUUCAAAAUCAAAUUCAAUCUGUGAGGUGCGAGGCUUAAAUAUGCCUCUUUUUGGUAAAAAAGAUUUUGGUAGAAAAUCAAAAAAAGAUGGUCGUGAAAACGAAAAGCAGCCAUCCAUUGAAGAUAAAUAUGUAGUUAAGGAUCUUUUGGGCACAGGUGCCUUUUCUGAAGUACGCUUAAUAGAGAGCAAAGAAAAUGGACAGAUGUUCGCGUGUAAAAUUAUAGACAAAAAGGCUUUAAAGGGAAAAGAAGAUUCCUUGGAGAAUGAGAUACGUGUUCUGAAAAGAUUUAGCGAACAAUCGAAAGUUGAAGGCGGAGAGAAAAAGAUGUUUUCUCAUCCCAACAUUGUCCAGCUGUUAGAGACGUAUGAGGACAAGAAUAAAGUUUAUUUGGUCAUGGAGCUGGUAACCGGCGGAGAAUUGUUUGAUAGAAUCGUAGAAAAAGGUUCGUACACCGAAAAAGAUGCUUCCAAUCUUAUAAGACAAGUUUUGGAGGCCGUCGAUUAUAUGCAUUCCCAAGGAGUCGUCCAUAGAGAUCUAAAGCCAGAGAAUCUUCUGUAUUAUAGUGCUGACGAAGAAAGUAAAAUCAUGAUAAGUGAUUUUGGAUUGUCAAAAAUUGAGGAUUCAGGAGUAAUGGCUACUGCAUGUGGGACUCCGGGAUAUGUAGCACCGGAGGUGUUAGCACAGAAGCCAUAUGGUAAAGCGGUUGAUGUAUGGAGUAUAGGAGUAAUAUCAUACAUAUUGCUUUGUGGAUACCCUCCAUUUUAUGAUGAAAAUGAUGCGAACUUGUUUGCUCAGAUAUUGAAAGGUGAUUUUGAGUUUGAUUCACCUUACUGGGAUGAUAUAAGUGAAUCUGCUAAAGACUUCAUUAGGCAUUUGAUGUGUGUGGAUGUUGAGAAAAGAUACACUUGCAAGCAAGCGUUGGCUCACCCAUGGAUCUCUGGCAACGCUGCCAGUAACAAGAACAUCCAUGGCACUGUAUCUGAACAACUCAAGAAGAACUUUGCCAAGUCUCGUUGGAAACAAGCGUAUCAUGCGACAACAGUCAUCAGACAGAUGCAGAAGAUGAUCCUCAGUAGCAGCAGCUCAAGUCGCAAUGCCAACCAACAGCCCAAACAAUAGCUGACUUAUCGCAACAUGGAAAUGGAUGAAAUGAAUAUUUGCUUGGAAACCAGCUUGGUAAUGUACUUAAAAUGUCUUUAUUUCUUAUACAUGACACAAAUUUACUAUAACUUUCGACUUUGCGCGUUCGCUGGAUAUUUAAUUGGCUGAUUUACUUUAAUUGAAGCUCAUUGCUGCUGAAGUGCUGGCUUUAAAAUUGUGUCAUUGCCUUGUAUCAUGACAUGAUUUGUAUAUUGUUAUGAAAAAAAUAUUUUAAGCAUACAUAGUAGGUAUUGAAUUCAACGAAGAUUUUGUCAGAUAAGGCUAGUCACAUAAUGACCUUCAAUUAGACUUCAAAUGAAAAAAUCUUCACAUAGAAUAUUGUCUUCAAAUUGCUCCAAUAUCUGUUUUCCUUAUGUAUAAUCAAUGCCGUUCGGUUGAUAAAGGUCUAAGUGAGAUAAACUAUGACUUCAAUGAUUCUAAUAUAACUUGUUUGUUAUACAGAGUAGCAAUUGACUAUUGAAAAGAAAAUUGAACGACAAUUUUUCUUGUAUCUAUAUUUUUUUCAUUACUCGGAAUCUCAUUUUUUUCUAUAUCUCAAAUAUCUGAGUAAAAGCAGUGUCAUGACAUUGUAUGUUUAUCUUUAAUAAUUAUAUGAUAUAAACCCCAUUAUUAAUAUCUUAAGCAUUGAUAGAUUGUUAAAAAAUUCAGUCUUAUUAAUAAUACUAUUGUGUAGUACAGUGAUUCUCAACUGUGCCGCGGGACUUUUGUGUGCCCCUAAAUUUUGCAUAUUUUUCUCAUAAACUAUUCACGCAUUUUUAUCUUUUUCUUUGUGUGCCACCAUAUUUUGAAUUUGUUAAAUAUGUACCGCAACCGAAAAAAGGUUGAGAAUCACUGGUGUAUUUUAACAAGGGUUGAUACAUGACAUAAAGAUCUGCAUUUUAAUAAAUGAUAUAACUAUUAAUAACUAAUAAGUUAAUGGCUUAUUAGGAAUGUGAUGAGUAGUGUACAUGUUUAAUGGGAAACUAAUAAACUAUUUUCUAUAUUAACUUUGAACAUUUUAAAUACAAGUCAAAUUAUUACUGCAAUAUCUUUAACAGAAUAUAAUUUCAAUAUUUCCAUACAUAAAUCAGUGUUGUGGAUGGCUAACAUCUUUGUAUGGAUAAAAACUAAUGCUUGCAUUGUUAUGAUGAUGUUUAAUAAAUUAGUAUAACUUCCUGUCUAUUCUAUGUAUAUUAUAUACUAUUUGAGUAUAAUCUUCAUUAAUAUAUAAGGGUUUAAAGUUUUAUGCAAAAUAUGCUAUAUUUAACUUAAGAUUAAAAGGAAAAAUUAUAUAACUAUAGGCUAAAAUAUAUACUGCAUAGUUUUAAUGCUGAUUCCUUCCUAUCUUUAAAUAUUAUCUUCUAUUUCAAAGCAAUUACAGAAAACUAUAUCACGUUUUAAUUAUCAGAUAGCACUUGGAUAACUAAAUCAAUAUUAAUGUAGUCAUAAAAUAUUUUUGUGGGCCUACUAAAUUAUUUCAAUGAAAUAUACAUUGAAAAAAGCUAACUUGAUAUAAAUACGAAUUAAGAUACAGCCUUACAAAUAAGCGUAAAGUUAAACUUAUGAAUAAACUGAGUAUAAGCAAAUAUUAGUACAAAUUUUGCUAAUACUCAGUUUAUUCCUGGCUGUUAAUCUUAACGCUGGCAGUUGAAUAUAGUUUGACCAGAGCAAGACAGUAAGAAUUGAUACUCAUUACAUAAAAAGAUUUUUUAAGUUUAGAAAUAACAGCAUGCCAUUAUGUGACGUCAUAAUGUAUUUAUUUGUUUUCCAAUACUUUAACAGUAAUAAUAUUUGUUAACAAGGGAUUUUCAAAAAUAGUAUUGCUUAAACAUGACAACUUAAAAUACUGCGUCUUUUUUAACAUGUACAUUGUACUAAUUUUUAAAAGUACCCAAUUUAAAUAACUUAACCUCUAAUACCAUUUAAAUUAUGCAAUUAUUGUGAUAAAUUAUUAUUUAACAUUCCACUUUUGAGUAAUGUAGGCUAUCGGAAUUGUAUUUUGACUGUUUAAUAACAUUUGAAAAUUGAAUUAAAAGAUAAUGCAUUUAUUCAUCAAUUCGUUACCAUUGUUGUCUCAAUGAAUUGAUCACAGAUUCCAUAACAAAAGAACAUUCCACAAACCAGAUGUAUCAACAUUUAUGUAAUAUGUUUAUAUUAAAAAAUAUUUUCCGUCCAUCUCACAGCCAUCAGUUAAAGGGUACAUAAUGACGCAGUAUAAAAUUCGACCUUGAAUUUAAAAUUGUAUUAUAUAUUUUAUCAAAUUAUGUAUUAGUAUGUAUGUAUUUCACAUUUAUUUUAUUUACAAAAUAUCAGAAACCACAUCAAGAAUAUAUAUAAAGAUCUGAAAAUGAUAUGAGUAUGACUAAAAUUCAAAUUGUAUUUUAUGGUUUUAUUUAAACCAAUCCAAGUAAUGUGUAGUUGCAUGUACUAUGAAAAAAAU
Molecule: messenger RNA, 3704 nt
Organism: Papilio polytes (common Mormon)
Lineage: Eukaryota; Metazoa; Arthropoda; Insecta; Lepidoptera; Papilionidae
Gene: CaMKI
Product: calcium/calmodulin-dependent protein kinase type 1
Exons: 2
Coding region: 164-1243 (359 amino acids)
Biological process (GO): protein phosphorylation
Molecular function (GO): ATP binding; calmodulin binding; calcium/calmodulin-dependent protein kinase activity
Source: RefSeq, a predicted model, not a curated record